UUGUGGGAGUGUUCUGUCUGAUAGCAGCUGACUUCAUUUAGCAGCACCACUGAAACGGCUUCUUCGAUCACUGGAGAGGUGCCUGCGGAUCAGUUUUAUCGGUUUUCUUCUUGACCGUUUGACUACGCGGUUGUUGUUCUCUCAAACCUACCGCGACAAAAAUCACUGCACGGUCUCCGUCAGGCCGCCCAGUCGCACAGGUGAAAAUAGCCUACCUCUUUCAGCAGUGGUCUGACAGGCUGCGCCGGGAUAAUUCUAUCGACACGACCAGUCGUCUGAAAUCGGUUUGUCUGACUGACUGACUGACUGACUGGCUUUUUGGACCAGACGACAACACUUCCUACCCCCUUUGGAUAUCUGUCCCUUGGCCCGAACCCUCAGGCCAGUGUCCCCUGCCCCCCCACCCCUACCCAUCCUGGGAGAAGCAUCCAGCAACACAUCACCGUUUCCAGGUCCGGCUUGGGCUUCGGCCAUCACCAGGUCUACCGUGACCCAUCCAUCUCCCUUCCCCCCCGCCCCACAUCCAGUCCCACUGAGGGGCCUCGCCACACGGGGAAACACCACCACCACAGUGCCCCAGGGCCUGACUACCACCACCACCACCACCUGACUUACUCCUCAAACAGAAGGAGGAACCCGUCUGCACAGGGACACUUUAAAAGGACUGUUUUAGUCAUGAGCGAAUUUUGGUUGUGCUUCAACUGCUGUAUCGCAGAGCAGCCCCAGCCGAAGCGGCGGAGGCGCAUCGACCGGAGCAUGAUCGGGGAGCCCACCAACUUUGUGCACACAGCACACGUGGGGUCGGGGGACCUAUUCAGCGGGAUGAACUCGGUGAACUCGAUUCAGAACCAGAUGCAGUCUAAGGGGGGCUAUGGAGGGGAGGCCAUGCCUGCGAAUGUACAGAUGCAGCUGGUGGAUACUAAAGCAGGCUAGCAUGCAGGAAGAGCCCCCACCCCUGAGAUUGAGACGGUGUUUCCUCAUCCUGGAGUCUUGCCUUGCCUUGCCGUGCUCUUCACCUCCUCCUCCUGCCUCCUCCUCCUCCUCCUCAUAGCCUGGCCUUUAGUGACUGCUACCAAACACCAGCCGCCUCAUCUCCCGUCCCCCUGCACAACCCCCCACCACCCGCAGCACACACCCAGGACCCGUGGCACACUAAAGCACUUACCGGACGAAACGAAACGAAACAAAGGCCACCCAAGCGUGGGAGCUGUUUCUUCACAAGUACUACAGAGGGGGGCCUUCUGGCGAGGAGGAACCUAACAGGAGUGGCAUUCCUUCACUUUGACACUGUUUCGCUCCCCCCUUCUUCAAUCUUGCUAUCUCUUUCUCUAUCUUGUGCUAGCUCGCUCGCUCGCUCGCUCGCUCUGCGUUCUGUGUGUCCUUUGGGUGCUCGCAUGCCACCUUGUCCCCGCCAGUGCUAUAAGCGGUGUUACAGCCUCUCUUCUCUGUCUGUAAUGAUGAUGUUGCGGAUCGUGAGUGGUCAGCUACUGUUCUCUCUCCACAUUAUGUUUCGAUCAGGAGGUCAAGGAACCGAACAGUGCAAAUAAUUAAUUUUUUUCUGGUAUUUGUGCUUUUUUUCUUUUCUUUUUUAAUGUCAAUAUAUUUUGUUCUCCAUGAACACAGUGUUUCUUUUUUAUGUUUUUUUUUUAGUGGGCUGCCAGGACACUAUGAGUUAGUGAAGAUGAAAAAAUUACAUGAAAACAGGCUUGCUGCGGCUUUCCGGUGCCAAAAUGGCUGUUACUUCAAAAUUAUGCUUUUUUUUACAGAAACGGAGAACAAAAAAAAAUCACUAAUGACUUCUACUUCUGGACAAGAAGUGUGUUUUGACUCGAGCUAACGUGAAUGCUGUCAAUAGGAAAUGUGGAAAAUUUGUGUGUGUUUUUUUUUCUAUGUUUACAUUUAUUUUGCUGUCCAUUCCUUUACAUUUAAUUUUUUACCUGCUUCAGCAAAUAUGAUUGGAAAUAACAACUGUCCGGCACUAUACUUCACUCCAAAUCUCUGCUGUAAACAUCCUUCUCUGUAAACUUGACUGGACGACUCCAGAGCUGUAGUGUGUUUGCUGUACAUUGAAUGACAUGUAAAAACAAUUGUAUUGAAGUAUUAGUCCUCUGUACCUAUGUGUUGUCAUCACGUUCAAGGUAAAUGACGCAGCCAGUUUGGCUGUCAAACGCUGUAAACGUUUCUUUAACCAUCUCUGAGCCUGUUACAAAUUUGCUAAAAUCGGGUCACUGUGUUCCUUAAACUUACACAUUUUGUAUAAAGCCAGAAAUGAAACUUGUAAGUUACAGCAAAUGUCGUCAAUGGUCUUGAAUGAUCAGAGAUCACACACAGGUUAUGCCCUGUAAGUUCUUGAAAGUGUGUCUAACAAAUAAUUGAGGCCGUUGCUACGAAGUAGGAGCUUACAUGACUAGAAUAGGUGACAUGUUGCUCAGGUUCAACACCACGUCCUCUAAAGAUUUUGAACAGAGAACUCAAUUACUUCAUAUUGCACUGUUUUGUAAAAAUUAAAGUUUGAACAUAUCAAGAACAUAGUACUAUAACAGAUGGAUAUACUUCAAGAAAAGGCUUAUCUUCAGCAAUGUCAGUAGAGUAUUUUUGAACACCAUGUAAAAGAUGAUGUACAAUUUAACUCCUUAUGGUACUAUUAAGAUGGUAUUUCUGAAUAAAGACACAUUUUUAGAAAUGCAUUUUAAGUGAUCAAUAUAUAUAAACACAUAUUAUGUAACCAAACGGCAAUAUCUGGUAACCUAAUGUAAAGACUGAUCAGGCUUCUGUAAUUCAAUCAGAGUCCAAUAGUUAGUCAUGUUAUUGAUUGGGAGACGACCGCAGAUUAUUCCGUCAUGUCAGCGAUGAAUGCCCUGCCUAAUACUGUAUUUGUCUUUUUGGAAGUGCUUUAUGUCUGUAAAUACUGGAUUUCCUGUGUGCCACACCCUGAGGUAUUGUAAUUUAUUUUCCCCAGUUGUUUUUUGUUUCGUUUUUUUUUUCUUUCUAAUGGUUUCUUCAUUCUUUUUGUAUGGUUGUUUAUUUCGCAUCAAUUUGGAUUCCACACCCCACCCCCACCCCCGACCAGUAUGUACUAUAUGUCUUACUUAUUAUGUUGGAGUGACUGAUUCGGCUGUAUUUAUUUACUGACGCUAAGUACUGACUGGACUAAAAAAAAACACACAAGCAAACUACAACGAAGCUUUCUGUGGAUGGCUGAAAUGGCGUCCUCCAAUGUUUGUCUGAGGAGGAGGCGGAAAAGCACAAUCGAAACAAGAUGGUGGAAGAGACUGGUGUUAGUUGCAAUAUGACAGAAGGAUAUUAUUAUUAUGAAGAAGUAUAAGACUGACCAAAGGUUAACCAAAAAACUACAACAACAACAACAAUAAGAAUGCUACCCAUCUAUGUCUGUUCAAUCACUGCACGUCUUGAAUGAAUUUCAACUUCAGGGAAUUCACUCAGCUGGAAAACAAAGCUGUUGAUCAAUGGAGAUUUCUCUAUCCGUCAGUCUUUUUCCUCACUUCCAUCCCUUGUUAGAUGUGCAUCCAAAUGUCCGCUUAUAGAUUACAGAAUGUCCUCUGUUGAAAUAAAUAUUUUUUUCCAUG
This is a messenger RNA of Engraulis encrasicolus (European anchovy), 3587 nucleotides long. RefSeq names its product CDC42 small effector 2 (gene cdc42se2). Gene Ontology annotation, biological process: regulation of Rho protein signal transduction. Gene Ontology annotation, molecular function: small GTPase binding. Gene Ontology annotation, cellular component: plasma membrane. The record is from RefSeq and is a predicted model, not a curated record. Bases 676 to 933 code for a protein of 85 amino acids. The transcript is spliced from 5 exons. Lineage: Eukaryota; Metazoa; Chordata; Actinopteri; Clupeiformes; Engraulidae.